This is a messenger RNA of Acanthochromis polyacanthus (spiny chromis), 3976 nucleotides long. RefSeq names its product YME1-like 1b (gene yme1l1b). Gene Ontology annotation, biological process: mitochondrion organization; protein quality control for misfolded or incompletely synthesized proteins. Gene Ontology annotation, cellular component: mitochondrial inner membrane. The record is from RefSeq and is a predicted model, not a curated record. The transcript has 18 exons. Bases 168 to 2327 code for a protein of 719 amino acids. NCBI's taxonomy places the organism in Eukaryota, Metazoa, Chordata, Actinopteri, Pomacentridae. Gene Ontology annotation, molecular function: ATP-dependent peptidase activity; ATP binding; metalloendopeptidase activity.
AGAGGUCACAUCCGGGUCAUUCCCGGCUGUGACAGUUGCGCUGAAGUUCGCAGUCGGACUUGCUAUGUUUGUUACGGAGAGACAAAGUGAAACGGAUAUUUAACUCUCAGGGACAGUGACACAACUCGCACAACUUAACGGCAGCCUCCCACCGGUGACACUUAAAUAUGUUCUCCCUGUCAAUGACGGUGCAGCCACAGGUGACUGUACCUCUGAGUCACCUCAUCAACGUCCUCCAUUCACUGAAGAGCUCAGUGGGAAGCAGCAGCAGUGCCACCUGCAAAUCAAGAAAACACAAGGAGCAUGCCUCAGACUCAGAACCACACUGCACAGAGCCGAUGUGGAACCUGCGGGAGCUCGGUUUAUUAGACCUGGGAACUCGGCAGCUGGAUGAGCUAAUGAGCCGUGUGUUGCCUCACUUGAGCCCACAGGAGAUGCCACCUCCACUUGGUGGGCAGACAGCCUGGAGGACCUCGCAUCUUUCCACACACUCCUUUUUCCACAAUAAGCAUGGUUUCUGGUCAGGUCCCAUGUCGCCUCCAGUUUUUUCCAGGCAGCACUCUUCACCUCUUCUAUCUGUCUGCACAGAGCUACAGUAUUGGCCAGUGUUGGUUCAGAGCAGAGGCUUUAAAACUUUAAGGAGCAAAACCAGACGACUGCAGUCAGCCUUCGAACGUCCCGUGGAAUCUGAAAGGUUCACACCGUCUUUUAUGAAGGGCUUUCUUACACGUGACAAGGGGAUUGAGGUUGAAAAUCUCGACAGCCUCUUAAAGAACAAAAACAUACCUGAUGGACAACAUGAUGCUUUCAAGAGGGGCUUCGCUGAGGGUUUCUUGAAAGCUCAAGCCCUGACCCAGCGCACUCAAGAUUCUCUGAGGAGGACUCGUCUGAUUCUGCUGGUGCUCCUUCUUGUUGGGCUCUAUGGCAUCUCCAAGACCCCCUUUAUAUCGGUGCGGUUCCGAACCACAUCAGGCCUGGACUCAGCUGUGGACCCUGUGCAGAUGAAAAACGUGACUUUCGAGCACGUUAAAGGGGUGGAAGAAGCAAAGAACGAGCUGCAGGAAGUGGUGGAGUUCCUGAAAAACCCACAGAAGUUCACAGCCUUGGGAGGAAAGCUGCCGAAAGGUGUUUUACUUGUUGGACCUCCAGGGACCGGAAAGACUCUGUUGGCCAGAGCCGUGGCAGGAGAGGCAGAUGUGCCGUUUUACUACGCCUCUGGGUCGGAGUUUGAUGAGAUGUUUGUUGGAGUCGGAGCCAGCCGCAUCAGGAACCUUUUCAGGGAGGCUAAAGCCAACGCUCCGUGUGUGAUCUUCAUUGACGAACUGGACAGUGUGGGUGGGAAAAGGAUAGAGUCUCCCAUGCACCCUUACUCCAGACAGACUAUUAACCAGCUGCUUGCUGAGAUGGAUGGGUUUAAACCAAACGAGGGCGUGAUCAUCAUUGGAGCGACCAACUUCCCAGAGGCUCUAGAUAAUGCCCUGAUCCGCCCGGGACGCUUCGACAUGCAGGUGACUGUCCCCAAACCAGACGUGAAAGGACGCACAGAGAUCCUCAACUGGUACCUGAAGAAGAUUAAAGUGGAUCCAGCUAUUGAGGCCAAUAUUAUUGCCCGGGGCACAGUGGGCUUCUCUGGCGCAGACCUGGAAAAUCUGGUCAACCAAGCAGCUCUUAAGGCAGCAGUUGAUGGCAAAGACAUGGUCACUCUGAAGGAGCUGGAGUUUGCUAAAGACAAAAUCCUCAUGGGCCCUGAGAGGAGGAGUGCAGAAAUAGACAAGAAGAACAAGCUCAUCACAGCGUACCAUGAAUCAGGCCAUGCAAUCGUAGCUUACUACACCAAAGAUGCCAUGCCGAUCAACAAGGCCACCAUCAUGCCCAGAGGCCCCAGUCUGGGACAUGUGUCCAUGCUCCCAGAGAACGAUCGGUGGAGUGAGACUCGCUCUCAGCUUCUGGCCCAGAUGGACGUCAGCAUGGGAGGUCGCGUUGCAGAGGAGAUUAUAUUUGGCCACGAGUACAUCACAACUGGAGCAUCCAGUGACUUUGAUAGUGCCACUAAGAUUGCAAAGCUGAUGGUGACCAGAUUUGGAAUGUGUGAAAAGCUCGGUGUGAUGACCUACACUGACAUGACGGCACAGAGUCCAGAGACACAAGCUGCUGUGGAGCAUGAAGUCAGAGCGCUACUGAAGGAGUCGUACGAUCGCGCCAAAGCACUGCUGAAGUCUCACGCUAAGGAGCACAAGAACCUGGCAGAUGCUCUGCUCAUGUACGAAACGCUGGACGCCAAAGAGAUCCAGCUGGUCCUGGAGGGCAAAACCCUGGAGACCAGAUGAAAGAGAGGGCGGGGUGUGGUUUUUAGAGGUUGCAGAAAGAAGGAUGGACUUGGAGGCCUGCACUCACAAUGAUCCUGACAGACGCUCAUGUAGGACAAUAUCACAUCUUCAUGGAACCUCAUUAUUUCCCAGAUAAGUAGUGCUGUUUUAAACCUAAACGUCCUUGCUGUGUUCAGAACUAAGCAGGUGUGAGUCGCACAGGUUCAUUGUAUGUGAAGAAGGUUUGAAUGCCUAAUUAAUGAUCUUGCUCAGGUCACUUUAUUCGCCACUUUAUUAGAGGAAACAAUACAUGAAUGUGAAUAUGUACCUCGAAUAGAACAUCAGCAUCUGGAUUAGAUUCUUAUUUUAAAGAUGAUUUCUGACACCAGAGUUGAAAUGGGAAGAUAUUUCUGCUGUAGCCAGGUCAGCGGGAAAUUAACUGUUAGCCCAAAGAGCUACUUUGUAGUGAUGGCAGCCGGAAUCUAACUGAAACUCAGCUCAGUCGUCUUCCAGCGUUUGUGUUCAUAUCUGGUAAACGUCAUGCGAAUCUUCCGCCUGUCAUACUCGGGUUGGCACAAACAGCUGUCACGUCUUUCCAUCUGAUUUUUUUUUGCAUCCAGAUGACUGAGCUGAAAAUGCUUAUACGCUCCUGCUGUUCCCGUCUCUAUGUCCCUGUUGCUUCUUUUCAAAGGUGGCCUUUUGGGGGAAUGUACCGUAAGCAUAACAUUUUUCUUUCAAGUAGGAAGUGUGUAAGCUGCAGUGACUCAGCACUUUUUCGGGUAAGUGUACAAAUUGAAAAUAUCCCUCUUUGUGUAAAUUAUUUCCUUUAUGCUGUCUGUACAGAUGGAACAAAAAACUGCUGCUCAGCCUCCAGAAGCAGAACAAGUAUAAGCUGUGUAUGUAGUGGUUAGCUCAUUUUAAAGUUGUAAAGAUGGCCUAAUUUAUUUAAAUGGUAUGAAUCUGGCUUCUGACAAGUCUGUCAGCAACGAAUGAGUUUUGUUAAAUUUGCAGAUGAAUGAAAUAAAGACUCUUAGGUUAAUCAGACAAAUCAAAAGGCCAGUUCUGUCAAGUAUUGUCUGUUUCUGCCCCCCUUCUCAUGGCUUCACUGCUGAGAGACUUCUCACCUGUGUCUUGAGCUGCAUACAUUGAUCUUUUUUUUUUUAAACAAAUUUUGCACAGUACCACGGAUGCUUGUUUUUAGUGGCACUUUCUCCAGUUAUGAAAGAAAAUGUGAGACAAAGAAAGCUCAUUAAAUCUAGCUGUAACGUGACAUCCUUGGUUCUAGAUUGGGCAUUUCUUCCACCCAGAUAGUGUGUAAAAAUUAUCAGUUAUACAUCUGUUGAAAUGGUGAAUGUGCGUUUCCAAGUAAAUAGCAGCAGCUGUGUAUGUAAUCCAUAUUUAGAGGAUCACCAGCAUGUUGUACUUCAUCGUGUUUUCUGUUUUUGCUUCAGUUUGACACAACAUAUUCUCUGUUUGUUGGCCUUUUACCUAUGUUUAGCUUUGUAUAUAUGGCGGAGAUGUAAUGGGAACCCUGUAUAUAGAUGUAUAGUGAUGCUUUUAUGCUGUGUACACACUGAAUGGCUCUCUGCUGUAGCUGUCUCCACAGUUUGAUGACAAUGGCUAAUUAUUAUUUGUCCACCUGAAAUAAAGACAAACACCCCGAAUAGGAA